AUAAAAAAUGAGUACGAAGAACAUGGUUGUCUCUAUGCCAUUAAUUCUGUCUCAGCAACACCAAGAAGAAGAAGAAGAAGAAGAAGAAGAUGCUGACUAUGAAGCUUUGACUUUUUAUUCAAUUUUCACCCACACAACAAUUUUGAUUCAUCAACACCAAAACCCUCUCCGCAUCUCCUUUUCCCAUGGUGUUCACAUUGGGAGCUUCUCUCCCUAUUCUUCACGCCAACCGUCUCCCCACUCCCGUCGUCUCCGCCGCCGCCACCACCACCAAUCCCAGCAGCAACAGCUCCACUUCCCAUUUGUUCGAAGCCACCUUCAUUCGUCGCGCUGCUGAGAUUGCUGAUAAGUCUGCCGGAUUCACCGCUCCUCAUCCCAACUAUGGCUGCAUCAUCACCACCUCAUCAGGUGACGUCGCCGGCGAGGGUUUCCUCUACGGUCAGGGUACUGAAUCUGCUGAGCUUCAAGCAGUCCAAGCUGCCGGUGAGCGGUGCCGUGGUGCUACGGCGUUUCUCAAUUUGGAAUCCAGUGAUUCCCCUAGUGACAACACUGCCGUGGCCGCUUUAGUCCAGGCAGGGAUUGAAAGGGUAGUUGUUGGAAUGAGGCAUCCUUUGCAACAUCUAAGAGGAAAUGCUGUGAAAGCUUUAAGAAGUCAAGGGGUUCUUGUUGAUGUUCUUGGAGAGGAGCUAAAGAGCAGAGCAGUAGAGGAAGCUCGAAAAGCAUGUCUCCUUGUUAAUGCUCCAUUGAUUUGUAAAGCUUCUUCUCGAGUGCCUUUCUCUGUGCUUAAAUAUGCGAUGACCCUUGAUGGGAAAAUUGCUGCAAGUUCUGGUCAUGCAGCAUGGAUUAGUAGUGUUUCAUCUAGACAACGAGUUUUUCAAUUACGAGGAAGAAGUGAUGCUGUUAUAGUAGGAGGCAAUACUGUACGCCAGGAUGAUCCUAGACUGACUGCAAGACACGGUGGUGGUCAUAUUCCUCUACGGGUUGUGAUGUCAAGGACUCUCAAUCUUCCUGAACAAGCAAAUGUUUGGGACACAAAGGGUAUGUCAACCAUGGUUGUGACGCAGAGGGGUACUAAAAGGAGUUUCCAGAAACUACUUGCAUCGAAAGGAGUUGAAGUAGUGGAGUUUGAUAAUCUAAACCCUCGAGAUGUAAUGGAAUAUUUUCAUGAUCGUGGAUUUCUUUCAAUUUUAUGGGAGUGUGGAGGAACACUUGCAGCUUCAGCCAUUGCGGGUGGAGUAAUACACGAGGUUUAUGCAUUUGUUGCUCCUAAGAUUAUCGGAGGGAAGAAUGCUCCAUCUCCCGUUGGUGAGCUUGGCAUGGUCGAAAUGUCUCAAGCUUUGGAACUAAUUGAUGUUGAGUAUGAGAAGAUUGGAAAGGACAUGUUAGUUAGUGGAUUUCUUCAACCAAUAUUAGAUGUUGCUCCAGUAAUCCCUUCCUGUGAUGAAACCUUUGCAAUUGACCCAACAGUUACUCCCUAUGAGCCGAGUAUUAUAUUCUUUUACAAAACAUGGGAUCCUUAUGGCGCUUUUUCAAACUUUUCGCGUCACCCCAUUCAUCUCACAGAUGAAAAUGGCAAUGGUUGCACUUGGUUGACAGUUGAGCAUUAUUAUCAGGCUCACAAAUUUGUGGGUAUCGAUGAUCCUGUAGCUCGGGAUUGUGUGGAAAAGAUAAAAUCAGCAAGAAGUCCAGAGGAAGCAGCAAGGAUCGGAAGAUUAAUGCAGAGGCAACACCCUAAAAUGAUACGAUCUGAUUGGCGAACUGCCAAACUCGACACUAUGUACCGAGCAUUGAAAUGCAAAUUUUCAAGUUACCCUCAUCUGAAAUCUAUGCUGCUAUCAACUGCUGGAUCUGUUCUUGUUGAAGCAUCACCCCAUGAUCUUUUCUGGGGUGGAGGCCGAGAUGGAGAAGGUCUUAACUACCUUGGAAGACUUCUGAUGCAACUCAGAGCCGAGUUCCUCGGCCAGUCGACACACCGAACAGUAGCACCACAGAGUUCAAUUGAUGAAAAGGACUAGAAUGAAGAUCGAAAAUCAGAUGAGUUAAAGAUAGAAUCCAAUGAGCAAUUUCCUCAUUCUGCCCUAAAAAUCAGGUACCGACAAGUUCGUAAUGUAUGUCGAACCAUGUUUGUUUGACCCCGAAAUAGUAUCUGAUUCGGUAGGCAGCUAGAUUUCUGCCUAUUGUAUAAUUUAUAUCUUAUUUUUGAAUAAGGAACGAAAUAAAGAAGAGGAACGUGUUCUCUGUAGAAGAUUUUAAA
Molecule: messenger RNA, 2254 nt
Organism: Cucumis melo (muskmelon)
Lineage: Eukaryota; Viridiplantae; Streptophyta; Magnoliopsida; Cucurbitales; Cucurbitaceae
Product: riboflavin biosynthesis protein PYRR, chloroplastic-like
Exons: 9
Coding region: 186-2015 (609 amino acids)
Biological process (GO): riboflavin biosynthetic process
Molecular function (GO): NADP binding; diaminohydroxyphosphoribosylaminopyrimidine deaminase activity; 5-amino-6-(5-phosphoribosylamino)uracil reductase activity
Source: RefSeq, a predicted model, not a curated record